AUGGUCAGAUCUGUCCGGGAGUGCUUCGUCAUUACAAGCAUAGCUUUUUACGCAGCUUGGUUUCCGCUAAACAUGGCGGUCGGUAAGAAUAACAACAAAAUGGGCAAAAAGGGCGGCAAGAAAAAGGCCGUAGAUCCCUUUGCUCGUAAGGAGUGGUACGAUAUUAAAGCGCCUUCGAUGUUCUACAAUCGCCAAGGUCGUGUGUUCGAGGUCUCAUUGGCUGAUCUGAACGACUCUGAGGCCGACUUCAGGAAGUUCAAGCUUGUAUGCGAAGAUGUACAGGGAAAGAAUGUGCUCACAAACUUCCACGCUAUGUCCAUGACCCGUGACAAGCUGUGCUCCAUUGUCAAGAAGUGGCACACCCUUAUCGAAGCCAACGGCGUGUUCAAGACCACCGAUGGCUACGUCCUUCACCUGUUCUGCAUUGGUUUCACCAAGCGAUCACCUAAUCAGGUCAAGAAAACCACAUACACAAAAGCCUCCAAGGUCCGAAAGAUCAGAGCUAGAAUGCUUGAGCUGAUGAAAAGAGAGGUUUCCGGAUGUGACCUGAGAGAAGUGUGCUCAAAGUUGAUCCCAGACUCGAUAGGCAAAGACAUCGAAAAGAAGCCUCGUCUCGAUAUUGGCCGCCUCAUGGAAAUGCACGGAGACUCCGUUACUGUUGGCGCAGAUGGUGAGAAGGUUGAUCGUCCUGACGACUAUGAACCUCCAAUUCAAGAAACCGUCUAA
Messenger RNA from Cylicocyclus nassatus, 726 nucleotides. NCBI's taxonomy places the organism in Eukaryota, Metazoa, Nematoda, Chromadorea, Rhabditida, Strongylidae. The record is from the annotation of a GenBank genome assembly.